Paramuricea clavata is the source of this 1170-nucleotide messenger RNA. Lineage: Eukaryota; Metazoa; Cnidaria; Anthozoa; Malacalcyonacea; Plexauridae. The record is from the annotation of a GenBank genome assembly.
AUGGCAGAACCAAACGAGGUAAAUACCGCGAGAAGUUUCACAACAUAUCAAGUGACACCUCCGUCGAAGUUUAGCUUUAAAUCCUCGGAGUGGACCCGAUGGAUUCGUCGCUUUGAGCGAUUCAGAUUUGCGAUAGAACUCGACAAGAAAGAGGAAGCCAAACAAGUCAACGCGCUUAUAUAUACUAUGGGCGACGAGGCAGAUGACAUAAUAACAUCGCUUGGUCUCAGCGAACAAGAAAUGAAAAGCUACGAAACAGUUCGAGACAAGUUUGAAAAUCACUUCAUCGCCAAACGAAACGUUAUUUUCGAAAGAGCAAAGUUCAACGUUCGAAUUCAAGACGAAAACGAACCUGUCGAAAGUUUUAUUACCGACCUGCAUUGUCUUGCUAAAUAUUGCGAAUUUGACGUAUUAAAGGAUCAGCUAAUAAGAGAUCGCAUCGUCGUCGGACUGAGAAAUAGAAAGUUGUCUGAGAAAUUACAAUUAGAUCCAGAUCUUACUUUGGCGAAAACCAUGGCUCAAGCCAGACAAAGCGAGGAAAUCAAGAAACAACAAAACAUUAUUCAUGGACAAAAAUCGACCGGAAGCAGCGAGCAUAAUAUUGACAACAUUUCUAAGAAUAGAAAACAACCCUCGCGGGAUUCGCGCGAAAAAAAUUUUAACGACAGAAAAUACGGCAAAAUGGACGGCAAACCCAAAUGUACGCGGUGUCUCGGACCAGCGCACUCCAGGCAAUUCUGCCCAGCAAGUGAGUCCAUCUGUAAUAACUGUUCAAAGAAAGGACAUUGGGCAAAAGCAUGUCGAAGCCAAGCAAGCCAACAACUUCGCAAGAAACAAGUUAACGAACUAACUUCUCGCCAAGAAACCGAGGAGGAAAGUUCGUCUGAGGAAGAUGUCUACUUUUUGGGCGAAGUCGUACACCUCGACACUAUCAAUAAAUCUGGCAAUAAACCGUGGACUGCAGACAUAAAGGUAAACGAAACAAAUAUUUUAUUCAAAAUCGACAGCGGCGCUGACGUCACAGUGAUACCUUUAACAGUAUAUCAACAACGAAAACUACAGUCAACACUCAAGUCGACUGGCAAAUUACAAAAUGAACUGUAUAGGAACAUUCAAUUCACAGCUGCGACACGAGGACAAGACAACUACAGAAGAAAUAUUCGUCGUUAA